This is a messenger RNA of Meriones unguiculatus (Mongolian gerbil), 2191 nucleotides long. RefSeq names its product nucleoredoxin like 1 (gene Nxnl1). Gene Ontology annotation, biological process: photoreceptor cell maintenance. Lineage: Eukaryota; Metazoa; Chordata; Mammalia; Rodentia; Muridae. Bases 990 to 1637 code for a protein of 215 amino acids. The record is from RefSeq and is a predicted model, not a curated record. Gene Ontology annotation, cellular component: mitochondrion. The transcript is spliced from 2 exons.
UGCCAUAAUUUGUGUUAGAACAACUAAACCUGCUUAGGAGUGGGUUCCUGAAUAAAUCUUAGAAUUUAUCGUCUGGCAGCAGACAGACAAUAUUGUCUGUCUGUCUUUGUAGACACCAGGAUUCAUACACUGGUACAGCACGAGGAUAAGGGUCAACCUUGGCUUCAUAGUGAAUCUAAGGACAGCUUAGGCUAUAAGAAACCCUUUCUAAAAUACAAAAAUAAGGCCAGGCAGUGGUGACACACACCAUUAAUCCAAGCACUUGGGAGACAGAGACAGGACAGAGGUGAGUUCAAGGCCAACCUGGUCUACAGAGUGAGUUCCAGGACAGCCAGGGCUACACAGAGAAACCUUGUCUCAAAACCAAACCAAAACCAAAAAGGUUUCUUUGAACUCCAGUUCAAGAACCAGAACAUGAAAAAAAAAAAAAAAAAAAAAAGAACCGGAACAUGUUCUUGCUCAGAGCCCAGACUGCAGCUGCCUUGAGUGACACACUUACCUUGGAAAAGUUUAUCUGUGUUUUGGUAGUUGGAGGGGUAAGGUGCUGGAAACCUCUGAGUUUCCUGAUAUAGUCUGGGUAAUGAGAGGGGAAAGAGAAGGGAGGAGCCUACAGUAUUUAUUUAGUUAUUGUUGUUGUUUGGGUUUUGCUCCCCGCCCCCCCCCCCAUGUUGCAAUUGAUGGAAGCCAGGCUCUGAGCCAUGGUCCCAGCCCCUCACUGGAAGAUCAUAGGCAGGGGCUCCACUUAGCCAACAUCCCCAGACCCCCCCUUUUUUUUUUUUUUGCAUAUAUCCCAGGGUGUCCUGGAACUUGCAGCUUGGCCCUGUUGAAGGUCUGUGAGGCUUCCUGGUCCCUUAAAAACCAAUGCUUGUUCUGUAGCGGUCAACCUACAGGAGGAUUAGUGGCUUAUCUGGCUUCUGAGGUUUCUAUUCUUGAGGCUGGCCGGCUAGUUAGCAGACUCCCCUGCAGCCGUCCCCUCCCACGCAGCUACCAUGGUAUCCCUCUUCUCUGGCCGCACCCUGAUCAGGAACAACAGCGACCAGGAUGAAGUGGAGACUGAGGCUGAGCUGAGCCGUCGGCUGGAGAAUCGUCUGGUGCUCCUGUUCUUCGGUGCUGGGGCCUGUCCCCGGUGCCAGGCCUUUGCCCCAGUUCUCAAAGACUUCUUCGUGCGGCUCACUGAUGAGUUCUACGUGCUGCGGGCGGCACAGCUGGCCCUGGUUUAUGUGUCCCAGGACCCCACGGAGGAGCAACAGGAUCUGUUCCUCAGGGACAUGCCUGAGAAGUGGCUCUUCCUGCCGUUCCAUGAUGACCUGAGGAGGGACCUCGGCCGCCGGUUCUCAGUGCGUCGCCUGCCUGCGGUCGUGGUGCUCAAGCCGGGCGGGGACGUGCUGACCAGCGACGCGACGGACGAGAUCCAGCGCCUGGGACCCGCCUGCUUUACCAACUGGCAGGAGGCGGCAGAGCUGCUGGACCGCAGCUUCCUGCAGCCCGAGGACCUGGACGAGCCCGCGCGGCGCAGCAUUACCGAGCCUCUGCGCCGGCGCAAGUACCGCGUGGACCGGGAUGCCGGCCGGGGACGCAGCGGCCGCGGCUCUGGGGACCCCCAGCGGGACCCGGGAGCAGGGGCGGAGCUCUGGUGAUGACCCCUCCCCAGGUGGAUCUGGAUACAGAGGCGAGGCUCUGGGGACCCCCAGGAAAGGGGCAGGUCUCUGAUUAGCCUUCUCCUCUAAUUCCUUAUGCUCCCUAGACAGCAGCCCAGCUUGGCCUUGAACUCACCAUGCCUCAGCCUAACCAACAAGGAGCUGGACUGACAGCCAAAGAAAAACAAGAGUUUUCUCUCCCCAUCUCCCCUAGUCCUCGAAAAAACGUGGAUCCUCACGAGCAGGUGAUGGGCAGGCACCCAGGUUUUAGCGCGCGCUCAGCAAGCUUUCUGUGCGCAGAACCCUGGCCUCAGCUCUCCCGUCCACAAUAAAGCAAGCAGAAAGCCCUCGUGCCAGGCCUGCUCCACAAACACGCCUGCUAUUCGGCGUUCUAGGCCUGGGGCCAGGCCCGCGAGCCGGCUGAAGGUGGAACCAGGCCGGUUUCAGUCCCCGGAAACCACGCGGCGGAAGGAGAACCGAUUCCCGCAAGUUGUUGGCCACAGGGUUACAGCGGCACGCACAUGCCUAUCACAAAUAAGUAUAUCUAACGAAAA